AUGUGGAUAAACAAGGGGAUCAAUUUCAAAUGCAUCUUCUACGAGGUGCGACAGGAAGCAAUCGAUCGAACUCGGUGCCCCGAUGCAGCGCCUUGCUACAGCCGGAUUAUCAAAAUAGUCAACAAGAGCAAGAUAAAUCCCCUCCUGUUUGCAGAUCCACAGUUCUAUCCAGUCGAAGCAUGCAUUAUUCGCCCAACAUCGCGUAAUGAAAUUGGAGGAGUAGUGGACGCUGUUAAGCGGGAUGAGAAGAUUGAUGACGAAGAUGUCGUUGUAUGGAAUGUCUCUGACCUGAUACAUAACCCGCAAAUGGAAGAUCGACCAGUGAUGCCGGUCAAGAUCCAUCAACUCCAUAUCAAGACAACCGACUUCUUCACGGAAAGCCCUCCUAUCGAUGUCUCAUCCAACGAGUUGUCGGUACUCACUAUUGGCACGACGAAUGGUGCCACCAACAAAACCAGUUGCUGUAAGUGA
Messenger RNA from Rhinocladiella mackenziei CBS 650.93, 471 nucleotides. RefSeq lists its product as uncharacterized. The record is from RefSeq and is a predicted model, not a curated record. Gene Ontology annotation, molecular function: copper ion binding; quinone binding; primary methylamine oxidase activity. Bases 1 to 471 code for a protein of 156 amino acids. Gene Ontology annotation, biological process: amine metabolic process. Lineage: Eukaryota; Fungi; Ascomycota; Eurotiomycetes; Chaetothyriales; Herpotrichiellaceae. The transcript is spliced from 4 exons.